Molecule: messenger RNA, 293 nt
Organism: Capsicum annuum
Lineage: Eukaryota; Viridiplantae; Streptophyta; Magnoliopsida; Solanales; Solanaceae
Product: em protein H5-like
Exons: 2
Coding region: 1-282 (93 amino acids)
Biological process (GO): response to abscisic acid
Cellular component (GO): cytosol
Source: RefSeq, a predicted model, not a curated record
AUGGCGUCACAACAGGAAAAAAGGUCUGAACUCGAUCAAAGGGCAAAGAAAAGAGAGACUGUAGUACCUAGAGGCACUGGUGGCAAAAGUCUUGAAGCUCAGGAACACCUUGCUGAGGGGAGGAGCCAUAGAGGUCAGACGAGGAAGGACCAACUAGGAACUGAAUGCUACCAGGAAAUGGGAUGCAAGAAAGGUCUGAGCAUGGACGAUGAGUCUGGUGGUGACCGUGCACAGCGAGAAGGGGUUGAGAUAGAUGAGUCCAAGUAUAAGACUAAGGGUUGAUAGCUUUUAGU